Molecule: messenger RNA, 869 nt
Organism: Oreochromis niloticus (Nile tilapia)
Lineage: Eukaryota; Metazoa; Chordata; Actinopteri; Cichliformes; Cichlidae
Product: putative nuclease HARBI1
Exons: 2
Coding region: 151-861 (236 amino acids)
Source: RefSeq, a predicted model, not a curated record
GCCAUUCGCAAAGUAUACCUGGCACUCAAGCAUUUCCUAGGUGUGUUUGUGGUUUUCCCAAGCCACGUGAGACCACAGGUUGUCAAACAGGGCUUUUUUGCCAUUGCAGGUACAUGAAAAUCGAUAAUGAAUGUGAUGCAAUCAUGACCUAUGUCUGUAACUGUAGCUCGAUUGUCCGCAGGCUUCCCUAAUGUGAUUGGUACCAUAGACUGCACACACAUUGCGAUCAAGGCCCCCCCAGGCCCCAAUGAAGAGGAUUUUGUCAACCGAAAGGGGGUCCACAGUAUAAAUGUGCAGAUGGUGUGUGACUCUAUGUGCCAUAUCACAAAUGUGGAAGCUAAAUGGCCCGGAUCAGUGCAUGACUCAAGAAUUUUCAGAGAGUCAGGGUUAUGCACAUUAUUUGAGCGUGGUAAGAAAAAGAGACUUAUUUUGAUAUGUCAUACUUAUUUUGGGCCUAACAUAACAGCAUUUCUCCAUUACACAGGGGCCUACGAUGGGAUUCUCCUUGGAGACAGGGGUUAUGCAUGCAGGCAGUACUUCAUGACACCGUUCCCUGACCCCAACCCUGGGCCACAGACCCGCUACAACGCAGCUCUAGCCAGGACAAGGGCACGCAUUGAAAUGACCUUUGGGCAAAUAAAGGGAAGAUUUCAGUGUCUGAAAGAUCUGAGGGUUGCACCUGACAGGGCAUGUGACAUUAUUGUUGCAUGUGCCGUACUGCACAACAUUGCCACCAUCAGAAAGGAGAGGACCCCCGUGGUGGAGGUGCAGCCUGUUGAUGACCUCCAGCCAGUGCACUUGGACCAACCUAGUGGCAGAGCUGCACGGGACAGAAUUGUGCAACACAAUUUCGUAUAUUAAAAACAUGA